Messenger RNA from Archocentrus centrarchus (flier cichlid), 5250 nucleotides. RefSeq names its product slingshot protein phosphatase 1a (gene ssh1a). Gene Ontology annotation, molecular function: actin binding; phosphatase activity. The transcript is spliced from 14 exons. Lineage: Eukaryota; Metazoa; Chordata; Actinopteri; Cichliformes; Cichlidae. Gene Ontology annotation, biological process: protein dephosphorylation; negative regulation of actin filament polymerization. The coding region runs from base 683 to 3793 and encodes 1036 amino acids. The record is from RefSeq and is a predicted model, not a curated record.
AGCCUGGAGGAGCUACCUUGGAUUCUGUUGACCCAUAAUGUGGCAUGGAGACAUCCCAUUAGGGAGUUUCAGGCCAAAAUUCCUCAGUCUGCUUUUUGUCUUCCAAGUGGUUUUGCUUUUCCCCUGGAAGACAUAGAGAAGAGGGUCACUCUUGGGUUUUGGAGAUGUGGUUUUAGCAACACAGCAUCCCGGAGAUACAUGUUUUGCAUUAAAGGAAACCACCUCUCCUUUGUGGUUCUCAGCUGAGACGGCGUUCAUGCUGAAGGGAGGAGAGAUCUGUGUCUUGACUGAUACUGGAAUAUCUUGAUUGUGGCAAAGUUCAGUGUAAUGCUGUAAAAUAGUGUGACACACACAGGACAGACUGAGAGAUGAGGGAGACUGGUUGUGUGUGCCUGAGGCAGCGGGUGGAGGUUGCACCGUGUCCCUGCAGGCAGAAGGCUGUCUUGCACGAAGAGACGCUCACAUGAGGGAGGAGGAGGCAAAACAGAGGGAGUGGCAUCUGAACAGACGGCACUUCUCCACUGAGCAGCACAGAUGAGUACAGGCUGUCAGUCAGUCUGUCACUCAAGAGUGCUGAAAGAAAGAUUCUUCUUUUACACUAUGCUCCUUCGCUGUUUCUGGAGGCUGAGGAAGAGGAGUUAGCUCGUGCCGUAGAGGCCUGCGUUUGGUUCGGGUUAACAGGAUGUAUCUGGUUGUAGAAACCAUUGAGGAGGCCGUGAUGAAGAUGCUACCCUAUUUUGUGAAGAAUGCUGUGUUGACCCAGAGUGAGAUAAACCGCAUCCUGAGUGAGAGCUUCUUCAUGGUGAAGGGUGCUGCUCUCUUCCUGCAGCAGGGAAGCAGUCACCAGAGCCAGAAAGCACAUCCUCAUCACAAACAUGCAGGUGACUUACCUCAACACCUGCAGGUGAUGAUAAACAUUCUUCGCUCAGAGGACAGAAUCAAACUGGCGGUGCGGCUGGAGAGUGCAUGGUCAGAUCGCGUGCGGUACAUGGUGGUGGUGUACACAAGUGGGCGACAAGACACAGAGGAGAACAUCCUUCUGGGAAUCGACUUCACCAACAAAGACUGCAAAAGCUGUUCGAUUGGCAUGGUGCUACCUCUGUGGAGCGAUACAAAGAUCCACCUGGAUGGAGAUGGGGGCUUUACUGUGAACACGGCAGGUCGGACUCAUGUCUUCAAACCUGUGUCAGUGCAGGCUAUGUGGUCAGCCUUGCAGGUGCUGCACAAAGCAUGUGAGGUGUCACGCAGAUGUAACUACUUCCCAGGAGGCAUGGCACUCACCUGGAUGGGCUACUAUGAGAGCUGCAUUGCUUCAGACCAGAGCUGCAUCAACGAGUGGAACGCCAUGAAGGACUUGGAGACCACACGGCCAGACUCACCCACCAUGUUUGUCGACAAGCCUUCAGAGAGAGAGAGGACAGAGUGCCUUAUUAAAGCCAAACUCAGAAGCAUCAUGACGUGCCAGGACCUUGAGAACGUCACCUCUAAACAGAUCCGUACAGAGUUGGAGCAACACAUGAACUGCAACCUCAAAGAAUACAAGGAGUUCAUUGACAAUGAGAUGCUGUUGAUCCUGGGUCAGAUGGACAAAGCUACCCUCAUCUUUGACCACGUCUACCUGGGAUCUGAAUGGAAUGCAUCUAAUUUGGAGGAGCUGCAAGAGACAGGGGUGGGCUAUAUCCUCAAUGUUACCCGAGAAAUAGACAACUUCUUUCCAGGCACAUUCAGUUAUCACAACAUACGCGUCUACGAUGAAGAGGCCACUGACCUGCUCGCUCACUGGAAUGAGACAUAUAACUUCAUUGUUAAAGCAAAAAAGAACCGCUCCAAGUGUCUCGUUCACUGCAAGAUGGGUGUGAGUCGGUCUGCCUCCACCGUCAUUGCUUAUGCCAUGAAGGAGUACGGCUGGUCGCUAGAGAAAGCUUAUAACUUUGUCAAGCAGAAGAGGAGCAUCACGCGACCCAACCCAGCUUUUAUGAGGCAACUGGCGGAGUACGAAGGCAUUUUGGAUGCCAGUAAACAACGGCACAACAAGCUAUGGCAUCCAGACGCAGACUGUGAGAUGGCUGAGGGACAGCAGGGACUGGCUCACUGUUGUAGAGGAGAGGAGGGAGGCACCCUGACUCCAGAACCAGGGAUGUCUCCCUGCUGUGAGGAGGCACUACCUGAUAAAGGUGCAACAUGCCCCACCCCAUGCAGGACUGUUCCCCUGGAGAACGACCCUGCCUACAACAACUACUACUUCCGCCGUCUCUCUGACUCAGCGCUGGACAGCGAACCAUCAACACCUGUGCGCGGCCCUCCCGUUCUCGGCAUGGAGAAGGUCUUUAUAGAAAUCGAGGAUGUGGAAAGAGAUGCUCUGCUGGAUGAUGAGGCCUUUGAUGGCCGCGAAAGCUUGCCACUCCCCCACUUUGGGCCCACGGCAGAGGGAACUGCUGCCCAGACCUGCAGUCGUGGCCCUGAGCCCCUGGAAGAGUUGCGUCUGAGACUUGAGUUCAGCACAGUGGAGGAAGAGGAUGAGGAGGAUGUGCAAAAGGAGGAGGCAGAGAUGGAGGUAUUAAUGCAGCCAGAUGAUGGAGGUGGUGGUGAAACACAAGAUGUCGAGGUAGAGGGUAAUGGGAUGGACCUGGCAAGUCUCAAUGAAAAUUCCAACAAUAACAACCAUUACAGCACUCUACACAACUACAAUGAAAAAGCUUUGUCCAUCCUUCUUCCAACUGAUGCUUCUACACCACUGCCUUGGUGUGAUCAGACCAAGUCUAAUCAGAAACAAGAUUCCCCAACAUUGGCUUCUAAGCUUUGCCUUAACCCCAGUCCUCCCGAAGUCCCAAGUGCUUCAUUCCCACAGUCCCAUACCUCAUCUGAAGGUCUCAGAUCCACAGUGGGACUGCCGUACCCCUGUGGCCCUCUGUGUGACUGUGCCAACUGUGUUGCCUCCCCACCCAUGGCUCCACUUGAAAGAGAGGAACAGCUUGGAGAAUCACUGCAGUUAGUGGAGCCUGAGUACAAUGGUGAAGUCUCUGAAAUAAAGACUGAGCUUGAUGAGAGUCAGUCUGCUGCUGCCUCAGAGGCUCUUCCUGAGCUGAUGAGGAUGGAUUUAGAGGAAGGCAAGCCCGCACUGGCUUGCUUUGGCCAACAACAGGAGACCCUUUUACAGCUGCGUCGAUCUGGGUUGGUCCGCCGCCGUGCAGAGAGACUAGAGAGACUUGCGGGUUUAUCUCAGGAAAGCUUGCGGUCUCUGAAGCCUUUGCACGCAUGCCAAACGUCCCAAAAUGGUCCCUUUCACACUGGAGAGGACGAGGAGUUCUCCGGUGACUUCACUAAAUCUUCAACACCAUGCCAAGUGCGGUUAGAGCCACUGGUGGUGCCACUGACCAAUGAAGCCUUGUUGGGGGUGGUGGGGUCUGGGCUGCUCACACCCACUUCCUCGCCUCAUGGCUCCACUUUGACACGCAGCUCCAGCAGCGAUAGCCUGAGGAGCGUCAGGGGAAAGCCUGGCCUCGUACGUCAGAGGGCACAGGAGAUCGAGACCCGUAUGCGGCUGGCAGGCCUUACCGUGCCCUCAAGGCUGAAGCGGUCCAACUCGCUGGCUAAGUUGGGCAGCCUCAACCUGUCCUCCGAGGACCUGUGUUCAGCCUGCUCCUCAGAUGCAGGAACACUGCUGCUCCUUUCACUGUCCCCAGAGCCAGACCCGAGCUUGGACUGGGAUUCCCCGACCACCUCUGUGCUAUCCUGGCCCCGCAAGGACUUGCACACUCCAGAGAGGGCACUACCAGGUGAACCCAGAAGCUGACAAAUCAAAUGGAGGCUGUAUACGGUCCACUCACCCCCUCUUCUUUCACCCUGCGGGGCUGGAGAAGGUUGUACAGAUUCUGGAAACAGGAGAGAGUUGAGGCUGAGAAAACAAAAAGAAGGCCAACUGUUGUUAUAAGGAGUGUACGCUCUCCUUUGCCACAUUAUUUCUCAAACUGCUGUUCAUGGUGAUGAAAGUCAUAUUGCUGUAUCUGACAAGUGCGUAAAGCCAUCAGUUCACCUCUAAGUUUGUUUGAUUUAUGGACAAACAAGUGCCUUACCUACAAAACCAGAGGCACAGAGCUGUGUGUUAGACUGCAGAACGAGACGGUACAAGGCGAUCUGUAACCUUUAACGUGGUGUCCACCGGCACUUACCUUAUUUUAACCUGUCGGGUACAAAGUGGUAGCUUACAUUGAUGAACUUGAGCCCCUCAAAGAGCUUCACAGAAAGCAAAGUGUUGAAUAAAUGUGGAGUUGUUUACCACACAGUUUAUGUUUUAGAUGCUAGCAGGUUGUAAAAUUAAUGGUUACCUCAUGUUGCAUUCAUGGAGCUUUUGCUCACAUGAACACCAAGCAAGAGUCUAGUUAAAGUGAGGAGAUCAGUUUUUUUAACCCAUUUUAAUGCAGAAGUGUACUGUGUUAAUGCAUUUACUAUGUGCGAGUCCCUGAGUGAAUGGGAUGAAAGUAGAGAGAAGAGGUUGUAACUUUUGCCGGAGGCAUGCUCACUGUUCUCAACAAACAGAAACAAACAUUUCUGAGUUUGUUGUUCCUUUGCACUGCUUUUUUAUUGAGUGAAUACUGGUACACAACAAGCUAUCUUCCAAAAUAACAUUGGAGUAAUGUUAUUAACCUCAUCAUUCCCUACAAUGUUCACUGUUCUUGGGAGAGCAGAGUGAGGAGUCACACUACACGGCUGAAAAUCAUAAAACAAGAAACUGAGGAUAUGUGUCAGCUAAAGUUAGCUGAACUUUCUUGACAUAGAAACAGAACAUUAAAUCCAAACGUUCUUUACCUUAAAGUCAUUUUAAGGGUUGCCAACAUUUUUUAGCUCAUUUGUGCUUUUUUUUUUUAAAUGUGAAAGACCAAAGUUUGUUUUUUAUUUUAAUUUUUAAAAAAUUUUUGGCUGUCUUAAUUUGGAAACGCCAUUGAAGCUGAAACAUGUGAAUCAUAACAAUAAUCACGUACAUAUUUAAAUGCUGUCACAUCUUUUUGCACCUUUGGGAGAAACAAAAGAGACUCGGUGGAGUCACCAGGCUCAUAGCUGUUAAGCUUUUACCCUCAUAUCAUCAGUGAGUUCUGAAGCUUUUGUCACACUGACGUGACAACGAUCACAGUAGGUUACUUCACAGUUUGGUAACCAUUUUGUUUUUAUAUUUAAGUAUGCAGUAAUUUUUGUACUGUACAUUGCUGUAGUUUGAAUGCAUAUUGCACUUUUUAUGUUGGUAAAGAUACUGUA